AUUACCCCAUAAACAUUUUUCCUUUGUAGUCUCAGUACACAAACUCUGGAUCCAUAUCAUUUCGUGGACUAAUUAAUAAUUUAUCAACAAAAUUUAUACAGUCAGUGACUGAAACAGAACUUUUACUCGUUCGAACUUUUGCUGUGUGCCACUGCCAUGAUGAUGAUGACGCUUGAUGAGAGAGAAAAAGCAAGGGUUUUACCCUCAUCCUCUUCCGUCAUUAGCAAUGCCAUCUGAGAAGAGAAAAGGCGGCAGGGUUUUAGCCUUCUAAGCCAUUUCUCUCCUCUCAGUUCAGCUCGAGCUCACUCCCUCUGUGCAUAAUCAUCGUUUACAGAAGAAUUCUACACCAUUUCCUGUUUUCUUCUCUGGAGACGUUAAACCAUCUUAAUUGGGGGGCUUUGUUCGACGACGAUGAUGCCACUACAGAACCCUGUUUCUCUCGCCCGCAAAACCCCGCUCUUGUUUCGUUUGGGUGGAAUUCCUCUUCCUCGCCUUUCAGUUCCUAAGCUCCCUCGAGCUUGCGCUAACCAAGUUCGGCUAUCUGGGCUCGCGGCAUGUGCUUCUUCCGCUUCCUUGAACUCUUCUCGCUCGCCCCUGUUUAAGGUUUUGGGGUCUUCUGGAGCUGGAAUUAGCCAGCUGGGCUCUUCUCGAUUUCGAGUUUUGGCGGUUUCUGGUGGCGGGAGUGGAGGAGGAGGAUAUGGCGAUGGAAACUCUGGCGGCGGCGGUGGUGAAGGCGCCAAUGAUGGCGGCUCUUCUCCUGGUGGAAAUAACUGGUCUUUGCUUUCAUGGUAUUUGAGUCUUCUGGCCAAGUAUCCUGUUCUUACCAAAGCUGUUACAUCCGGAAUUCUAAAUUUUCUUGGAGAUUUAAUCUGUCAGCUUGUGAUUGAUAAAGUUCCAUCUCCAGACUUCAAGAGGACUUUCCUAUUUGCCUUUCUGGGGCUGGUACUAGUUGGUCCCACUUUGCAUUUCUGGUAUUUGUAUCUGAGUAAGUUGGUAACUAUUCCAGGAGCAGGAGGUGCAUUCACACGUCUCAUACUCGACCAGUUCCUUUUCUCUCCGGUGUUCAUCGGUGUCUUCUUAGCAGCAUUGACUGUGCUUGAAGGAAAACCUGCUCAAGUUAUGCCAAGACUGCAACAGGAAUGGUUCUCUUCUAUCAUAGCAAAUUGGCAACUGUGGAUCCCCUUUCAGUUUCUCAACUUCAGAUUCGUGCCGCAGCAGUUUCAGGUUCUUGCUGCAAACGUGAUUGCUCUGGCUUGGAAUGUGAUACUCUCGUUCAAAGCGCACCGCGUGAUUUUGGAGAAUUGACGGCCGAUUGUGUUGUAGCAUGAGCUAGGCUCCAGGUAUUGUACAUUUGUUGCUGUGUAAUGCUAGAAGGUGCAGAGAGAAAAAGAACUUUGAGACGGUUGUUGAGACCUUGAGAGCAAUGCAUUAUGUAAGAAAGACUAUUCUAGGUGAAGCCAGUUUGCUCCUUUCGAUGAAGAUUCCUGCGGGGGGCAGUUUCUCAUACCAGUACAUGAAUUGACAACAUCUGGAAACUUACGCAUAGUUGUUGAGGAAAAUGAAUUGUGUAAAAAAAAAAGAAUUGUGCAAGACUAUUCAGGGAGAAGCCAGUUUACUCCUUUCAAUCCAAGGCUUGUAAGAACCAGAAAAAUCAUAUUAACAGUCAUUGCUUGCGAAAAGAAAAAACCAUUCAAGAAUCACCAAUGACCAACGUUAACCAGUACAAACCCAGAAGAAAACAAUUAGCUGCAGAUCGAACAGCCACAUUAUCUUGCUCAAACAAUUCACAAAGCUUACUUUAUGUAGUAUCCACAGAAAAACAAGAAAUACAAUCGUUUCUUCUUGCCACACCUACAAGCCCUAGAGAUCCAUCAUUGAGCGGUUUGGCUGGCUGUUUUCCACAAAAUACAGGACGACACCAACCUCAGCAAAGCCACAUACUCCUGACCUGCAAAGGAUUCGACAAAAACAGAAUCCAUGCACUCAUACUUCCACUGACCCUCAAUCAUUGAGAGCAUUUGAUUCACAUCGCCUUCUGAGGCUCUUUUCAUUACUAUUUGAACUCCCACUAACAGAUGAUAAAAGGAAAGGAGAAAAAGAACUAAAGCAUCUUUCUUGCCGCCUUCUCCUUGAAUACAUAAGUGGACAAGGAGGAAAGCGCACCCACCACCACAAGUGUAGCCAUAUUCUUCAUACACUCAGAUUUCUUGAUCCUGCUAAUAAUAUGAACCAAGGAAAGAGGAAAGAAAGAACAAAAGGAACCACAGAGACGAAACAUGAAAGAAAGGAGAGGAAAUGACUAGAGUAGUAAAACUAAAAGCUAUGGUUACUAAAUCUGUUCUAAAAAUUUCCAUCUUCCAUGACCACUUCUAUAGCCUCUCGUUUCAAUUAUUACAAAGACGGACUCAGAAAUACAGUCUUAGCCACCCCAGCUAAGCAUAUUUCAGCUAUCCAUGAGAAGGAGAGCAUCCAAAAGUCCUAAAAAGAGAAGAAACUUCCUUCGGGAGCCCGGAAACUCCCUGUCCAACGAAGAGCCAUGAUUCCAAUAUGAAGACAGAAACUUUCUACUGAUCUAUUUCCAGUUCCACCACUACUGUACAGUUUCACCCCUUGUGGUAUCCUCGAUCCCAUAUCCCUGAUAAUCGCCAUUUCCCCACUGAUCACCACCAUAUACACAUUGAACGAUUAAUCAUAAUAUAGGUCAGCCGAUGUCAGAACACAGUUUCCACAACGUCAAACAUUAAGACCGUUAAUCAAGACCAGAACCCCAGUAGCAGCUGCAGCUACACCCCACUUCUCCUGUCAGGACAUAAUAACCCACAGGAACAUUCUCGCAAGGAACUGAUCUGGAUUUAACUUCUGACUGAUUCAGAACUUAUGAUGCUGCUAGAACCCGAGUGUGUACUCAGUCCAGUCAUGGAAUUCCGCUGCUGUCCAAAAUGUCUCAAUAGCUCCAUCUGGCGUUCAUUAGUAUGAGGGAGGCAAGCACGCAGAAGCUCAACUGGCAUUUCCCUCUUAGUCGCUCCACGUACAUCUUCAUCAAUAUCCUCUGUACCAGUUGGCGUUUUCGCAUAGACUGACUGCAGGAUAGUCUCAUACUUCGCCAAACAAUACUUAGUCAGCAGAUCAAAGAACUCAUCAAAGGACGCCUGCCAGAGAGCAAAGUUGGGUACCACCGGCCGUGCAGCCGGAGGAUCAGUUAACAGUUUAGUUGCCCUCUCUAGAAUAGACUUCAAAACAACUGAGGCUCCAUCACCAGCUGGACUGCUAAGAGGGCGAAAUGGCGGCUGUUCUGAUGAGCAAACAACUGCAACAAGGCAUGCACUGAGUGCAUGAAGAUCCAUGCCACUGAUGCAAACACACACAGUCUUUGUCAGGUUCACGCUCGUCUUGGCUGCUGCUGGGUCGGAGGGCACAGAACCAAACAAAAAUCUGAGGUGCCGGAACACCGCCAUGCACACAAUACGUACAAGGUUGCUGCCGGGGAUUAGAAGCUGAAGGAACUUUGUUAUGAGUUUCCUACCCUUGGGCAAAGCUACCAGACGCAAGAACACGAGAUCAUCCUUUGAUGCAGAGCCUGCUGAAGUAUUAUUCCCAGGACUCUGACCGAGAGGAUCUACCAGUUGCAGCGCAGUCGCCAAACCCUCAAGGAGAAUCUGCCGCCGGCGCCUCACCUGAGCGCCACCAUCCGCCGGCUGAUUAAACAGAAGGUACCGAUCAAUAUCAUCAACAUCGAUAAGCAAGGCCAACCCAUCUUCGAUUGUGACUCUAGCUGCAAGCAUGGGUUCCUUCUCAAGAGGCC
This is a messenger RNA of Linum tenue, 3802 nucleotides long. The record is from the annotation of a GenBank genome assembly. Lineage: Eukaryota; Viridiplantae; Streptophyta; Magnoliopsida; Malpighiales; Linaceae.